UCUCCUGAGACAGACCUGAGUUCUUGCUCCGGUUCACAGGGCACUGUCACUGGGUCCCCGCAGAGCCUGAAUUACCAGAUAGUUCACGCCUACAAAGGUCCCUGUUUGUCUAUGAACUUUAAAAAAAACCUUCCGACUAUUAAUUUCGUUGUUACGGUCUGUACAAAACUUUAAUUUUGGCCAAAGGGGAAAAAAAUGGUUUGUAAUGAUUUAUUGGGCCCGUGGCAGCAUGGGGGACACGCUUCGGAAUAUAAGGUCUACAGCUUCCAUCAAGGGAACACUCAUGUGGUAGCUCCUGUCCAUCUUUCAAGACUGAGCUCACUUGGGACCUCCUCCGGGGAGCCUUUGCCGACCUCCAGCCUCCCAGCCCUCAUGAUCAUUGCCUUCGAUGAGUUGAGAACGGAUUUUAAGAGCCCCAUAGACCAGUGCAACCCCGUGCAUGCGAGGGAACGGCUGAGGAACAUCGAGCGCAUCUGCUUCCUUCUGCGCAAGCUGGUGCUGCCGGAGUACUCCAUCCACAGCCUCUUCUGCAUCAUGUUCCUGUGCGCGCAGGAGUGGCUCACCCUGGGGCUGAAUGUCCCGCUGCUGUUCUAUCACGUCUGGAGGUACUUCCACUGCCCAGCGGACAGCUCCGAGCUGGCCUACGACCCGCCGGUGGUCAUGAACGCAGACACCUUGAGCUACUGUCAGAAGGAGGCCUGGUGUAAGCUGGCCUUCUACCUCCUCUCCUUCUUCUACUACCUGUACUGCAUGAUCUACACUUUAGUGAGCUCUUAACUCAGAGACCACGCACGUCGUCAGAGACUGGACGGGAGCGCGCCGAGGCUGAGCAGUCGCUUCUGCGGGCGCCGGGAGAAGGGACGGGGUGGGGAUGUGAGGAGGAGACCCGGCCGACACUGACUGCCUCGGGAGGAACGGAGCGGCGGCAGCGGGAGCCGAGUUAACCGCCGUGCGUUGUCACCCGUGAACCACAGACUGCACUCUGCGUUCACACCCGCAUCCGGGCUGUAGAUCCCUCUGAGCUGCGGGGAGUGGGCGAGCAAACACAGACCGACCCUGCGCAAACAUCACUGUUUCCCAAGUCUGCUUCAUCCCACAACCCCCAGCUGGUCCGCUCUGGUCUCCUGGACCGUGGGAGUCGGGGCUGGGAGGCCCGAAGGUGCCUGCUACGGAACGGAACGGCCCAGAGUCAGGCUGAGUCUGUGGGACCCACUGAGGGCCUCAGAGGGCCUGGGCUGCCCAGGGCUCUAAGGUUUCCCCCCCGCCAGGGCCGGCCAUGCCCUUCACCUCCGCGGAGGGUCUGGAAGGUGUGCCAGGGCCUUCGCUGUGGCCAGCUUAGUGACACCCUGCGCUGGGUUUGGGGCAAUGCGUUGCUAAUAAAGUUACCCAAUG
Eptesicus fuscus (big brown bat) is the source of this 1392-nucleotide messenger RNA. It is a transcript of the gene CNIH3, whose product is annotated as cornichon family AMPA receptor auxiliary protein 3. Gene Ontology annotation, biological process: regulation of AMPA receptor activity; vesicle-mediated transport. The record is from RefSeq and is a predicted model, not a curated record. Bases 196 to 777 code for a protein of 193 amino acids. Gene Ontology annotation, cellular component: dendrite; synapse. NCBI's taxonomy places the organism in Eukaryota, Metazoa, Chordata, Mammalia, Chiroptera, Vespertilionidae. The transcript is spliced from 7 exons.